AUGUUCGUCCGCCAAUUGGUCAUUCGGAUUAUCGCGGCCGCGGUAUUGCUCAAGAUACUAAGUGUCAUCUGGCACCAGUACAUCUUUCAGUCCUUUCUCGGGCACCAGCAAAUCACAUUCGAUGACUUCCCCACCGAAUACGCCAAGAGAUUGAACGAGUCGCGGGCAAACAAUCAACAACCUCAGGAGUCCGACUACUCCUCCACAUAUAACGGAACCAGGAUCCCACGCACCAUACACUACAUAUGGUUCGAGAGAAUCUACCCAGGUCAUGAAGGUCCUUCUGGAGGCCCGUCUAUCGGAUUCGGAUCACCGCAACUAUGUCGAGAGCACAACCCGAGUUACGAGAUUCGCAUGUGGAAUGCAACGAGCGCCCGCGAGUUUCUCUCCAACGAGUACGCCUGGUUCUUACCGACAUACGACAACUACAAGUACCCUAUCCAGAAGGUUGACGCCUUGAAGUACUUCGCACUAUACCAUUUCGGUGGCGUAUAUAUGGACCUAGACGUCGCGUGUCGACGCUCACUAGAUCCUUUGCUGGACUUCCCGGCCUGGUUCCCAGAGGCAUCGCCGUUGGGCGUCAACAAUGACCUGAUGGCAUCGGCGGCAAAGCAUCCGAUCGUGAAGAAGAUGACAGAGGGUCUUGUGACCCACAAUUGGAACCUACUCUUCCCGUACCUUACAAUCUUUUGGACAACGGGACCACAGUUCACAAGUACAAUCUUACAAGAGUGGUUCGAAGAAUGUCCUCAUGGGAAGUGCAAGGAAGGUGAGGCCAGGAAUGACCUUGACCCCAACUCCUUCGUCGUUCUACCUCGAAUCUUCUACUCGGAAGAAUACACCUUCUUCGGCCAUAAACCUGGAGGAUCAUGGCAUGGCGGGGAUGUCGCUGUGGUGUUGUGGUUCGCAGAGCGGCCAUGGGCGAUUGCAAGUGUUGCUACAGCCUUUGCUGGAACAAUCUUUGGUAUCGCUCGAUUGGGGAGUAGAAGGGCCCGACAAAGAGGGAAGAUCUAUAGUCAUUUGGUUUAG
This is a messenger RNA of Alternaria atra, 1029 nucleotides long. RefSeq lists its product as uncharacterized. The record is from RefSeq and is a predicted model, not a curated record. The coding region runs from base 1 to 1029 and encodes 342 amino acids. The transcript has 2 exons. NCBI's taxonomy places the organism in Eukaryota, Fungi, Ascomycota, Dothideomycetes, Pleosporales, Pleosporaceae. Gene Ontology annotation, biological process: mannosyl-inositol phosphorylceramide biosynthetic process. Gene Ontology annotation, molecular function: mannosyltransferase activity.